Brassicogethes aeneus is the source of this 457-nucleotide messenger RNA. NCBI's taxonomy places the organism in Eukaryota, Metazoa, Arthropoda, Insecta, Coleoptera, Nitidulidae. The record is from the annotation of a GenBank genome assembly.
ACAGUAAGGGGUCUAAAGCACAUGUCGGCGAUGCAGCAGCAACAGCAGCACCAGAAAAAAAGCUGUAAAAGCAAACGGGUGCGAACAAUUUUCACGCCGGAACAACUUGAACGGCUUGAGGCGGAAUUCGAGCGACAGCAAUACAUGGUCGGUCCUGAACGGCUCUAUUUGGCGCACACUUUACAGCUUACUGAGGCGCAAGUAAAAGUAUGGUUCCAAAACCGCAGGAUAAAAUGGAGAAAACACCAUUUAGAGCUCACUCAUCAACGUUUAGCAGUUUUAAAACAACAGCAACUUCUUCUCGAGGAUUCCCAGCCGGACGUCCAAGACACAAAUAGUUCUGGCACUGAUACGUGAAACUUUAGUUUUUAAAACUAAUUCAACUUCACCAACCAUAUCUUAAUUCUGUACAUAUAUUAAUAAGUGUAAAGUAGUGCAACAGCUGAAACCAAAGUGA